This is a messenger RNA of Bolinopsis microptera, 511 nucleotides long. Its product is annotated as modifier of protein aggregation 4-like. The transcript is spliced from 4 exons. Lineage: Eukaryota; Metazoa; Ctenophora; Tentaculata; Lobata; Bolinopsidae. Bases 33 to 233 code for a protein of 66 amino acids. The record is from RefSeq and is a predicted model, not a curated record.
AAAUAAUUUGAGGUCGGGUAGAACUUCUCUCCAUGGCCCGGGGAAACCAGCGGGAUUUAGCAAGAGAAAAAGCUGCAAAGAAAAACAAGGGUAAAAACAAAGAAACUAAAGAUCAAGAUGGUAACAAAGGUCUAACUCACACUCAACGGCAAGAGAGGGACGCUGAGGUAAUGAGAAAGAAACAAGAGGCAGCAGCGGCGAAGAAAGCGGAACAAGGCCAGAGUUCCAAAUAGGUACCAGCUGGUAAAAGAUCUCCAGUUUUCGGUCGAUCAAGUAUCUUUAAUACCUUACUGUUGAUAAUAUAUUUAAUAUGGAUUGAUCGUAUUCAUAAGAUUUUCUUUUUACGAAUAUUAUUAUGUUUGAUUGAAAAACUGAGUUUAUAAAGUAGUUUUACCAAAUCUUCUGAAUUGAAAUAAAUUAGUUUUUUUUAGACAAUCAUAAACUGUGGCUAAUAAGACAUUUUUAUUUGCGUUGAUAUAUAAUAUAAUUAUCAUUUUGAAAACUGAUAUUA